AUGGAACAUAUAAAUACACGGAGUGCUCAGGGGGUUUGUCAUGAAAAAGAUAAAGUCUGUGCACAGCUGUUGCAGGACCACCAUGCGAUUCCGGUUUAUAUCCCUGACAGCCUUGCUGAAAGCCACUACAACGGAUUCUCCAAUACAAUCCUAUGGCCACUUUUACAUUACCACCCAGGAGAGUUUGUCUUCGACGAAGGCCACUGGCAAUCCUACCAGGAGGUAAACCGUAUCUUUGCACAGGUUAUUGCAGAGCGGCUUCAAGACAAUGACAUCAUCUGGAUUCACGACUAUCACCUCAUGCUGCUGCCAGGUUUGCUCAGGCAGGAAAUAGAUCGCCGGAAGAAGCGAGCUAAAAUAGGCUUCUUUUUGCAUACUCCAUUUCCAAGCAGUGAACUUUAUAGAAUCCUACCUGUACGACAAGAGAUCUUGCGUGGCGUCCUGGGGUCCGAUCUUAUUGGGUUCCAUACGUACAACUACGCAAGACAUUUCCUGCGGAGCUGCUUCCGGAUCCUCGACCUCAGAGGCAGUUUAGAUGGAAUUACCGUUCCAGGACGGACAGUCCACGUGAGGGCCUUCCCCAUUGGUAUCGAUCCAGACGAGUUUUCCACUAGUCUCGAGUCAACAGCAGUUCAGGAAAGGCUUCGCGACCUACAAAACAGCUUCAAAGGCCAGAAGCUAGUGGUCGGAGUUGACAGGCUUGAUUAUGUAAAGGGCAUACCUCACAAGCUCCACGCCUUUGAACGCUUUCUCUCCAACCAUCCGGAGUGGAUAGGGAAAGUGACACUACUUCAAUUAGCAGUCCCAACACGACCAGAUGUUGAGGACUAUCAGGACUUAAGGGCUGUUGUAAACGAAUUAGUUGGGGCCAUCAAUGGCAAAUUUGGGACUGUUGAGUACGUACCCGUUCAUUUCAUGCAUAAGUCACUGGACUUCACCGAACUCGUUGCACUGUACGCAGUCUCGGAUAUAUGUAUUGUGACAUCCACACGAGAUGGCAUGAACCUCGUUGCUCUCGAAUACAUUGCUGCCCGAAGUGGUAAUCCUGGGACGUUGAUUUUGUCGGAGUUUGCAGGCACAGCACAGAGCCUGCCUGGUAGCCUCCUAGUCAACCCAUGGGACACAGAGCAGGUUGCUGAGGCAUUUUCUACUGCACUUGCAAUGGAUCAGUCCACGCAGGAAUCCAACUUUUGUUUUCUUCACCAAUAUGUGUCUAAGCAUACGUGGUAA
Messenger RNA from Aspergillus tanneri, 1230 nucleotides. Its product is annotated as trehalose-6-phosphate synthase. The record is from RefSeq and is a predicted model, not a curated record. Gene Ontology annotation, molecular function: catalytic activity. The transcript is spliced from 5 exons. Gene Ontology annotation, cellular component: alpha,alpha-trehalose-phosphate synthase complex (UDP-forming); cytosol. The coding region runs from base 1 to 1230 and encodes 409 amino acids. Gene Ontology annotation, biological process: trehalose biosynthetic process. NCBI's taxonomy places the organism in Eukaryota, Fungi, Ascomycota, Eurotiomycetes, Eurotiales, Aspergillaceae.